GAGCUGCUGGAACAACCCAACCGGCCGGCCACCACAUGUGACGCGGGGUUCACGUUCCAGCAACAGGGUCAGCGCACUGUUGUCGGCCGCGGCUGAGAAGACACGGGAGAGAGCCAGGUGGUUGGGCGGCCAGCAGCGGCCAGUAGCCAGUAGCGCCGUGAGCACCACACACACACACGCUCACGUUGCGAGUCACUCAAGAGAGAGAGUGUGUGGUGCGGUUCACAGGCGAGCGGGAGAAAAAAAACACCAACAGUCGCUGACCAGGUCGCCAUCAAGACGGUCCACUCUGAUCCGUGUCUCUCUCUGCUCUGCUCUUAUUAUUAUUUAACACGAAUUAUUUUGUCGACUACACCGGGAAACAACUUUAUCAAUCGACUGUGUUGUUUUUGGUGGUGUUGUGUCAAAGUUGGUGAAAUUUCCCAAUCAGAGAAAAGAUGAUGAUUGGAGCGUGAACCGGUCGAUUUCCUCGUUUGUGUGUGGGCGAGGGUCGUGAGAAGAUUUUUGUUGGGUUUUUUUUCCAACCGGCAGCCAUUAGAAAAAAAAAAACGGGAGAACCGAAAUUUCGAUUGAAUUAAUAAGAAGAAAAUAAGAAGAAGAAAAGAAGAAAGGCCAAGUUGGUGAAAUUCGAUUCAGGUGCCACUGGAUGCCGAUGAGGAUGGACACGUCCACUUCGGCGAUCAGCCUCGUUGCGGGGGACAAGACGCCGCGUGGAGCCAUGGCCCUCUCCGUCGAGUACUGCGUCGUCUGCGGAGACAGAGCCUCAGGGCGCCAUUAUGGAGCCAUCAGUUGCGAGGGCUGCAAAGGCUUUUUCAAGCGCUCCAUCCGGAAGCAGUUGGGCUACACGUGCCGCGGCGGAAAGGAUUGCGAAGUGACCAAACACCACCGCAACCGGUGCCAGUACUGCCGACUCCAGAAAUGUCUCUCCAUGGGCAUGCGAAGCGAUUACUCUCACCGUCCAGCGGUUCAAUCGGAGCGGAAGCCAGCCGGCGACAAGAAAUCCGAGUCGCCGUCGUCUCAGCUGUUGACGUCGGCCAACUUUCUACUGCGCGGCGAUCUCUCAUCGGCGGCCAACGCCGCUCUUUCAGCCUCUGGACAAAACGUUUCAUCGCCAGGCCUCCUCAAACCCUUUGCAUGGAACGCGGAUCUCAGCACGUUGGCCAGCGUGGUGACGUCGUUGGCCGGCAUGCGCUCAGCCGAGGCCUUUGGCGCCGUCAGCGCCAAUGCGAUGAACCAUCGAGGAGCCUCGCCGGCCGAUCGACCCGAUCGUGGAACCAUCAGCGGCAAUGCUCUCGUAGCCUAUUCACACAAUCAUCACCACCACCACCACGAGCGUGGUGGUGGCCAAAAUGUCAAAAUGGAGGAGGAAGAUGAUUCGGAUGACGAAGAUUCGGCGUCGACCACCAACGACGAAGCCGCCGUCGCCAACGCACUUCACUUGGCGAAAGAAAACCUCAUUUCAAAAGCCUUUGACACCAUGGCCAAGAACAUGAAUGGUGGGGACACGUCGAGCACGGGAGCCGAUUACGAAGAUGACGGCCUUUACGAGUUGGAUGGUCCCCUACUGUCUGACGGCAACGUCUCGUUCCAGCUGACUACGCCGUCACCUAUGCCCGUCUUCCUCAAUGCUCAUUUCAUCUGCGAGAGUGCCUCGCGGCUCCUGUUCCUCUCGGUACACUGGGCACGAUCCAUCGGCGCCUUCCAGCUGCUCUCGUCCGACACUCAAAUCGAACUCGUUCGCGGCUGCUGGUCCGAACUCUUUGCCCUGGGCAUGGCCCAGUGCUCUCACAUCAUGUCCCUGCCGGCCAUUCUGACGGCCAUCAUCACCCACCUUCAAGCCUCCGUCGCCCAGGACAAAGUCUCUGCACAGCGAGUCAAAUUGGUGACGGAGCACGUUUUGCAGUUGCAAGAUUACGUCAACACCAUGUCCAAGCUACAGGUCGACGAGCACGAAUACGCUUACUUGAAAGCCAUCGCCCUCUUUAGUCCAGAUCACGCGGGGUCGACUGGCCGUCAGGUGGAGCGUUUCCAGGACAAGGCUGUCAAAGAAUUGCGGACGUACGUGACGCAAACGUGGAACGAAGAGGCUGAGGACCGAUUCCCACGGCUCCUGUUGCGGCUUCCGCCGCUCCGCUCACUCCAGCCGGGACUGAUGGAAGAGCUCUUUUUCGCCGCUCUGAUCGGCACCGUCCACAUCGACUCGGUCAUUCCCUACAUCCUCCGCAUGGAUUCGACAGAGUACAACGGGCAAUUCGGCGGAGCAAUGGCUAGCCCAAGUCCCCGAGGCCAACAGUCGUCUUCCUCUCCAUUGCCGGGCAACCAUCGAACGCAGUCGCGCUCUCCAGCCGGCCAUUAAUAACAUUUACAAGUUGUCCCGAACACCUCCCACGUACAGUUUUUUUUGUUUCUACUUUCAAAUAAUGAAGAAAAGAAAAUUCGAUUGAUUUUUUUUUCCUCCCACCCGACAAUCGAGCCUCCUGUUUGUCUGUAAAAAAACUGGAUCGAUGUGAAAUGUGUGCAUAUAUUAUACCACAUUUAUAUAGUAAAAACCUUUUUUUCUUUCUUCUUUUGGGUGUGUUUCAGAGUGAUCCAGACGAGUGAAAUACUAUAUACGCAAAAGUGUUCGUGUGUGUGUGGCUGUUUAAUUAUUUUUGUUUUCUUUCCCUCAAUAGAAAUUCAACUUUUCUUUAUUUUAUUUCUACGAAUGGAUCAUCACUUCACCACCCUUUGAAUAUAUGAAAGACAACUUGCA
Messenger RNA from Daphnia pulex (common water flea), 2752 nucleotides. RefSeq names its product orphan steroid hormone receptor 2-like. The coding region runs from base 647 to 2356 and encodes 569 amino acids. Gene Ontology annotation, biological process: regulation of transcription by RNA polymerase II; anatomical structure development; cell differentiation. The record is from RefSeq and is a predicted model, not a curated record. Gene Ontology annotation, molecular function: nuclear receptor activity; zinc ion binding; RNA polymerase II cis-regulatory region sequence-specific DNA binding. The transcript is spliced from 9 exons. Lineage: Eukaryota; Metazoa; Arthropoda; Branchiopoda; Diplostraca; Daphniidae.